UGUCGGUUUUGUGCUCUUUCUAUUCCUUACGCUGCUACGCAUGGUUUUUCCCGCUCUGCUGGCUGACCAGUCCUCGUUUCAUCCUGCUCCGCCACCAUCAUCGACGGAGGAACGGUCGUGGAACGUGGUGAAUUGGGCUCCGAGAAGAGAGGUGCGGGCACAUGGCUGCGUCGAGGGUGAGGCCCGUCGCCGCGACGAUCGCAGCGGCGGCGGCGGCAACUGCUGGCGUGGUGGCUCUGCAGCGUGGUGAGAGGGGGUUGGUGGAAAAUGAGCGUGGGGAGAGAGGGAGCGCCCUGGAGAGCGUCAGGAGGCGGAUUCAGGCCACGGAUGGGGUCGUCCCCAGCAGGCAGGUACAGGAAGCGUCGCUUAUGGGCAGCAGCAGGAUCAAUCCGUUGGACGUCCUCGUGAUCGGUGGCGGCGCCACCGGUUGCGGCGUCGCCCUCGACGCAGCCUCAAGGGGACUCCGCGUGGGGCUAGUUGAGAGGGAUGAUUUCUCGUCUGGGACCUCUUCCAGGUCGACCAAAUUGAUCCAUGGAGGUGUGCGUUAUUUGGAGAAAGCUGUAUUUAAUCUUGAUUAUGGGCAACUUAGGCUGGUUUUCCAUGCUCUUGAAGAGCGUAAGCAAGUUAUCCAGAAUGCACCACAUCUAUGCCAUCCUUUGCCAUGCAUGACUCCUUGUUUUAGCUGGUUUGAUGCAGUAUACUAUUGGUUGGGUUUGAAACUAUACGAUUUGGUUGCUGGUCCCAGAAUGCUUCAUCUAUCUCGCUAUUACUCAGCCAAUGAGUCAGUAGAACUGUUUCCUACACUUGCAAGGAAAGGUCCCAGUGGAAAUCUGAAAGGAACAGUUGUAUAUUAUGAUGGGCAGAUGAAUGACUCGAGACUUAAUGUUGGAUUAGCUUGUACUGCUGCAUUGGCUGGUGCUUCUGUUCUUAACCAUGCAGAGGCAAUUUCCUUUCAUAAGGACGAGGUCUCUGAGCGAAUAACUGGUGCUCGCAUCCGCAACAACCUAACAGGUAAAGAGUUUGAUGUGUAUGCUAAAGUCAUUGUAAAUGCUGCGGGUCCAUUUUGUGAUUCUGUUAGGAGAAUGGCUGAUAAAGAUGCAGAACCAAUUAUAUGCCCUAGCAGUGGAGUGCAUAUAAUUCUCCCAGAUUAUUAUUCUCCUGAAGGAAUGGGCCUAAUUGUUCCGAAAACUAAAGACGGUCGCGUGGUUUUUAUGCUUCCUUGGUUGGGAAGGACACUUGCAGGAACAACUGACUCCAAUACUACAAUAACUAUGCUUCCAGAACCACAUGAAGAUGAAAUACAAUUUAUUCUGGAUGCCAUCAGUGAUUACCUUAAUGUGAAGGUGCGAAGACUAGAUAUUCUUUCUGCUUGGAGUGGUAUUCGUCCACUAGCCAUUGAUCCAUCAGCCAAAAGCACUGAGAGCAUUUCUAGGGAUCAUGUUGUGCGUGAAGAUUACCCUGGUUUGAUCACUAUUACUGGAGGAAAAUGGACAACAUACCGUGGCAUGGCAGAGGAUUCAGUUAAUUUAGCUAUAAAAUCUGGAAAAUUGAAUCCAUCAAACUCCUGUGUGACUCAAAAUCUUCAAAUACUUGGUGGAGAUGGCUAUGAUCCUGCAUCAUUUACCAUACUUGCUCAACAGUAUACACGCAUGAAGAAGUCAUCCUCUGGAAAAAUUGUGCCAGGGGCUAUUGACAGUGCCGUAGCUAAGCAUUUGUCACAUGCAUAUGGCACAAUGGCAGAGAGAGUAGCCAUUAUAGCACAGAAUGAAAAUCUUGGCAAACGGCUUGCUCAUGGAUACCCGUUUCUGGAGGCUGAGGUGGCCUACUGUGCUCGGAAUGAGUAUUGUGAAUCUGCUGUUGACUUCAUUGCUAGAAGAAGCCGUCUUGCUUUUCUUGACACUGAUGCAGCGGGCCGAGCAUUGCCUCGCGUAGUUGAGAUCCUGGCUGAUGAGCACAACUGGGAUAAGACACGGCGAAAGCAGGAACUGCAGAAUGCCAGGGCCUUCCUUGAAACCUUCAAAUCCUCAAAAAAUGCACAGUUUCGUGAUGGAAAGCAUACGGGUUACUAAUUUAUUCCCAAGCACAACAACCUUCAUAUAAACAAGUAACUGAUUUCAAUUUCUUAAUA
Messenger RNA from Nymphaea colorata (pocket water lily), 2128 nucleotides. Its product is annotated as glycerol-3-phosphate dehydrogenase SDP6, mitochondrial. The record is from RefSeq and is a predicted model, not a curated record. Lineage: Eukaryota; Viridiplantae; Streptophyta; Magnoliopsida; Nymphaeales; Nymphaeaceae. The transcript is spliced from 6 exons. Gene Ontology annotation, cellular component: glycerol-3-phosphate dehydrogenase (FAD) complex; mitochondrion. Gene Ontology annotation, molecular function: glycerol-3-phosphate dehydrogenase (quinone) activity. Bases 162 to 2069 code for a protein of 635 amino acids. Gene Ontology annotation, biological process: glycerol-3-phosphate metabolic process.